This is a messenger RNA of Cebus imitator (Panamanian white-faced capuchin), 4323 nucleotides long. RefSeq names its product AKNA domain containing 1 (gene AKNAD1). The transcript is spliced from 15 exons. The coding region runs from base 31 to 2535 and encodes 834 amino acids. NCBI's taxonomy places the organism in Eukaryota, Metazoa, Chordata, Mammalia, Primates, Cebidae. The record is from RefSeq and is a predicted model, not a curated record.
GGACGACGAGAGAGAGCGGGCUGCACCCACAUGGACGAGACCGAUUUUUCACAAGACACGACUUAUAAGCAGGAGGAUUUGCCUUAUGAUGGGGACCUCUCCCAGAUUAAGAUACGCAAUGGUUACAAUUUUACCUCAAAAAAGGAUGCCCUUGAAGUUUCAAAUCAAAUUAUUUUCAUAGCAGAUGACCGUCAAGAGAAGGCUAUGCAUAAUGAGACUUGUGGAAAUACAGCUAUGACCAUGCCCCUGGGCAAAAUGGCUGAAAAUGCUGCCAAUGAAAAAAGUGAGGAAGAGAAACAAUACACUGCAACUCCUCAUACUCCAGCUAAGAAAGGAGACGCCUCGGAGUCAAGCAUUUCAGAUAUUUUACUCCAUCAUCUUUCCAAAGAGCCGUUCUUAAGAGGUCAAUGCAUUGAUUGUGAAACCCUCCCAGAGAUCUCAAAUGCUGACAGUUUUGAAGAGGAAGCUAUUAUUAAAAAUAUGAUUUCACGUCAUAGUAAGAAUUCUUGGCCAAAAGAACAAACCCCAGAACUCACUGACCAACUCAGCCCCCAAAGGGAUGGUGAAAACAGCCAUGAGCCCAGUUUCCCCACCACGGCAGAAGAAAAUAUCUCUGAAUUAGAUGAGCCAGUGGCUGCUGGAGAUAGCAGCCAUCAAGAAAAUGUAAAUGUUUUAACUAAAAUCAAGGGUCCAGGUGAUAAACAAAACAGUUGUCAAGGGCAGGCUCCCCAGAAACAGCAGACUGAAACAGCAAGUUUGGGCAACAGGUUCAAAUAUGGCCAAGGUCAAGUUCAUUACCAGCUCGCUGAUUUCUCUAAGAUUGCUCCCAAAGUGAAAAUUCCUAAAAGUGAAAUAGUUGAUAAACCACUUGCAAUAGCUAAACAAGCCAGCUUUUUUUCCAAGUUGAGAGAUAAACCUGCUCUUGUGCAAGAUAUUUUAGAAACCACAUGUGAGUCACCCUGUGCUGAAAAACACCAUCAAGAGCAGAAAAGGGAAAUCACUGAACCUUCACAACAAAUCCAGAUGGACCCUACAGUACAAAUCCACCAAGAACUUCUCAAAGGAAUAGAAUCUGAGGCAAGUCUCUCUAAGUUGUCACCAACCUCUCAGAAAGGCACUUCCUCAAGUUCUUCUUACAUAUUUCAAAAGUUAUCCCAAGGGAAACAGAUGUGUCAGGAGUUAAAAGAACAGACGGAUCAACUGAAGACUAAAGUACAAGAAUUUUCCAAAAGAAUAAAACGGGAUUCUCCUUAUCAUUUGCAAGACAAGAAGCUGGUCCUGGAGAAACUGCAGGGACGUCUUGAACUGCUGGAGCAGAACUUUCUGGCCACCAAGGACAAGCAUCUGACUUUGCAGCAGCAAGUCCACAAGCACGAGUCAAUUGUUGGUGACUUUGAUCCGGAAAGAAAAAUGGAAGGUGAAAUCUUCAAGUUAGAGAUGCUGCUUGAAGAUGUUAAAGAGAAAAUGGAUGAAAGCAAAUAUACUUCAGCUCCUCCUCUUCCUGUGAGUUUUCCAUUGACCCCGGAUGACUUGGGCUCCACCUCCUCUUCACUCUCAAAUGAGAUUCCCAAGGAGCACCCUGGCCACCCUCCUGGGCCUCAAGGCUCAGGUGGGAGUGAGGCAACAGGAACGGCCCAGGGAGGACCGCAAGAGGGCCCCAACGAGGAGCUCUGUGAGCUUCCCCUGCAGAUUUACUUAAAUGGUCAUUAUGGAGAUGGAGCUGCCCAGAACCAGCCAGACCAAGUGGCCACGAGGCUGUCUUCUGACUCCAGGGAGGACCCCAAGGGCACUUCGGGAAGGCGGGAAUGUGCAGAGACGACGGCAUCCAGUCCGAGCUGUACCUUCUGCCGCAGGCUCCUUGAAUGGAAGCAAAAAGUGGAGAAAAAAGGCCACAGAAGGAUCAACUGUGGAAGAUUUUCAAUUGUCCAUGAAAAGUCACUGCACUCAGAUUUGACUCCCAAUUCUGAUACAGGACACAGCUUCUGUUCUGAUUCUGGCACUGAAAUGCAGAGUAACAAAUGUCAGGACUGUGGCAGCAGGAUUCCUACCUCCCGAAGAGGCUGCAGGAAAGAACCACCUAGAGAAUUUCAUUAUAGAUAUAACGCUCUAGGACAGAAUUACUCAAAUCAUAGCAAAAGAGGUGCCUUUGUCCAGCCCCAUUCUUUAGAUGAAAGUAAGAACUCUUCUCCCUCUUUUUUAAAACAAAAACGGAUCUGUUCUCAGAGAGUGAAUUCAAAAUCCUUUAAAGGUGAACAUGAGUCUACACCAGGAAAAAAAAAUCUUCACACUUUCAGGACCUACAGCUCAGACCUUGCCACACCCUCACCCCAUUUAUACUCCUGCAGGAUUUCUGGAAGCAAAUCCUUAGAUGACUUUGAUAGCACUGAAGAAACAAAAUCUAAGAAUUUAAACUCGGCUUUGGAUCAUGCCCUAAGGACAGCAACCAUUUUGAAAGAAACUACAGAUCAAAUGAUUAAAAUGAUUGCAGAAGACCUUGCUAAAGCACAGAGGUGGAGGAAUCGGCUGAAAUACUAGUUCAAUGCCAGGCAAAAGAAAAAAAUGCAAAGAAAACUUGAUCUUCCCCCAAAAUGCAUUUUGCUUGCUACACAAUUUAGGGAAAUAACUUUCUAGAGAAAACACAAAAAGUAUAAGAAAUGUGUAACACAAAGUACUUACAAGGAAAAAGAAAAAAAAGAAGGGAUUUCUGAUUCUUAAAACCAAAAGCAGUAAACAAGUACUUAUUUUUAAUAAAUCUAGAAAAAAAGAAAGGACUUCUGAUUCUUAAAAUCAAAACUAACCAACAGGUAUUUAUUUUAAAAUAAAUCUAUGUUCUUCCUAACUCAUAAUAAAAGAAAUCAAAACAAAACAAUGAGUUUCCUUAAUUGAAGUUUGAAGGAACCCUGUGUGAGGAUGGAGGGAAACUGGUAGUCUCAUAGGCUGUUGGCAGAAAUGCAACCUUUUUGGGAGAUUAUUUGAUAAUAUCUACCAAGUUCCACAAAUUCUAAAUCAUGUACCUUCAGAGCAGCAAUUCCACCACUAGGAAUUUCCUUUAUAUACAAGUCAUACAAUGUUGCAUGAUAUAUGUAGAGGGAAGGCCACUGGAGCACUGAUGGUAAUAACCCCAAGGGGGAACUAAUCUAAAUACCUCCUGUGAUGAUUCAUAAAUGACAAUACUUUGUAGCCACCAAAAAGAAUGAGGUUGGAUUAUUUGCAAAAUAGUCAGUGAAAGAAGCAAGAUGCCUAAGCAUAUAUAUAUGUACUUCUAACCUCAUUUGCAUAUAUUUUUAAAGAGACAGGGGUUUUACUAUGUUGCCUGGGCUGGACUUGAACCCCUGGGUUCAAGCAAUCCUCCUGCCUUAGCCUCCUGCGUGGCUGGGACUACAGGUAAGCACUGUGCCUGGCUCUUCAUUUGUGUAUUUUUUUUUCAAGGGUAUACAUAUUUUCGGGAAAGAUACCUAAAAAAUCUUAAGUGAACCUCUAGUAAAUGAAACUGGGAGUUUUGGGGGAGAAGGGGUUUUUACCUUAUUUUCUGUACUAUAUGACAUUCUUACAAUAUACUUAUGUUGUAAAUCAAAAUUAUUUGUUUAGAGAUAUCUUAAAAUAAAAAAUUUACAAAAAUAAUAGCCUUAGAUUAAUAAUAUUUUGGAAAAGACAAUUCAUUAAAACUGUAUACCAGAGAUUAAGUAAAUUUGUAAUGUUUCAUGUAGACCAGAGCAGGCGUUUUAUUUUUUCAGCGCAAGCUUUUGAUUUGCUUCUUUAAGACUGAUUUACUACCUCUUUAGUGACAGCAGAGCAGGGUUUGGCUCUUUCCCUUUCCUGAAACUUCUGAUCUUAAUUCACCCCAGACAUUCAAUGAAUGGUUUCUCAACUCCCAAGUUUGGCUCAGUGGUCAGGAGGGAGCUGAAUCUGUUCCCACUUUAGAUUUUUGUGCCAAUGUGGGCAGUUGCUAUUUGUCUAGCUGGCUGAAGAGUGGGCUGUUUUUAACUUUGGGGCUUAUAAAUUGGUUUAGGGUACCCUGGAAGAGAUAAAGCAGGGGUCAGUCUGAAAACACCUCUGACUUUAUGGUCAAAUUUACUUUAGGCUGUGGCACUGUAAAGAAGAUAGCAAGGAACUAUGGGUAGUGUUGUAAGAGAAAAAACAGAGCUUAAACUGUGCAUGCUCUAUUAAACAAAACUUAUGGGAGGUCAUUUUUUUUUUUUGGACUAAGCUCCUGCAUGAGAUCCCAACAGACCAGACCAAACUAGAAUGGAGUCACUCAUGUUAGGUGACAUGUAAUCAAACUGAACUUUAAAAUAGGCCAGUUUUUUUUUUUUUUUUUUUUUU